This is a messenger RNA of Cydia splendana, 5931 nucleotides long. RefSeq lists its product as uncharacterized. The transcript has a single exon. The coding region runs from base 1 to 5931 and encodes 1976 amino acids. Gene Ontology annotation, molecular function: nucleic acid binding. Gene Ontology annotation, biological process: DNA integration. NCBI's taxonomy places the organism in Eukaryota, Metazoa, Arthropoda, Insecta, Lepidoptera, Tortricidae. The record is from RefSeq and is a predicted model, not a curated record.
AUGGGCGUGACGGUCCGGUCUCCGAGCGGCGACAGACGAGCAGAAAUGGAGCGCGAGCAGCUUGAACGACAGCGCGAGGCCCAGGCCGCAGCCGCGGCGGCACGCGCCGCGGCCGGCGGAGGCGCCGCGCGCUCCGAGGAGGCCCGCCCAACCGACGAUCGAGAGGACACGCCCCAAUCGGUAUUGCUAAUGCCGAAAACCCCGAGGAGGGCUCCAGAAAGGUUAGCCCAAGGACACGAACCAGGCCCGUCGGCACCGCUCCCUGAUCCCGGGGCGGCCUCAUUCCCCGGUUUACCAGCGCGCGCGGACGCGACCCUGAACCCCGAACCCCGCGCAGCGCCACCGAUUUCCGCCUCAGUGCGGGACGAACGCCUACGAUCUUCACGGGCAUCGGUAACAUCGCGUGCGUCUAUGAUGGAGCUACGUAGACAAAUCGCACAGCAAGAAUCUCAACGGAAGCUGAUUGAGAUAUCUCGCCGAGAACUACAAAUUGAACGCGAGCUUUUAGAGCUCGAUCAUCAAAUCGAGCUGAGCCAGCUCGAAAUUGAAAAUAAAGAAGCUGGAUCGAGUUCGUCUAACAAAUCGAUGGUUAAUAUACAUAAUAUAAAUGAUUGGCUAGAAGAAAAUCAUAAUAAUAUUAACAUAAGUGAUAACGACGAAGCAAGCCCGGACGGCGGGGGGCCCCGCGCGUCCUCUCCGCGUCCGCCGCGCCACAUCGUGACCGCUCCCGCGCCGCCGGCCGUGGCCGCGCGCGAGCCGCAACGGCCAUUUCAGUCACCCCCGCACAGCCGACGCGUGCGCACGCCGCCCGCGCGGCCGGCAGAUGUAUGCGAACGUACGUGCGAACGCCGACAGUACGAAGUAUGUAAUAAAGUGCAAUGCGCCGAUUACUGUAGAUGUGGCUCGCGGGAACAGUCGUCGAGUGCGACGGCAAAUCUGGAGCAAGUUAUGUCACAGUUAGUGGCACUGAACAGCAGACCGGCGUCGUCAAAACAUGUAUGGGAUUUACCCAUAUUCACAGGACUUCCAAGUGAGUGGAUUACAUUUUAUACUGCUUAUACUGAGUCAAGUAGCCGAUAUAAAUUUAGCAACUGGGAGAACCUAUCCCGGCUAAGACAUUGCCUUAGAGGCGAAGCGAGAGAUUGCGUCCUGCAUAUGUUAGUGUCAUCGGCGGACCCGGAAUUGAUUAUGAGAGUUUUAAAAAAGAAUUUCGGCCGGUCCGACCUUCUAAUAGAUAAGGCGCUGAAUGAACUGCGAAAGUUACCGAACCUGGGGCCCAGUGCCGUAGAUCUGAACGACUUUGCCACUAGAGUAGUGAACAUCGUGACGACACUUGCAAGUUUAGACCGACGUGCGUACGCAAAUAAUCCCUUCCUUAUACGAGAAAUUACAGAACGCCUGUCACCCCACGUACGAUCGCGCUGGUGUGAAUAUGCAGAAGACAAGCUCGAGCAGGCCGAGAGCGAGCUGGCGCUUAUGGUGAACUUCCUGCUUGACCUAAGUGACAAGGAGCUGCAAUACAGUCAUGCGCGCGGAGGCGGCAUUCGUCGCGGAGCGCCGGCGCCUUCGCGUGCAGACGCGCGUGGAGGUCGACGACCUCCGGCAUCGAACCAUCAGCUGUCAAGUGGUGGAGCGGCCCGCAAGUAUAAUAACUCUAACCGUGUGCAAACAUAUACUACUGACAAAAUAGAACCUUGCCUGUGCUGUGGUGGCGUGCACCCUGCCACAGAGUGUAAACGUGUGUUAAAUAUGAGUGUCGCGGCUCGAUGGGAAUGGGCGAAGAAUAAUAAGAUUUGUUUUAAAUGUCUUGACAGGAAACACAGGCGUGGCAGCUGUAAGGCAGGUGUGUGCGGAGAGCAAGGAUGCCAGCACCCGCAUCACCGGCUGCUCCAUGAUGAAUCUACACUCCUACGAAGGGAACUACAGUCUUCACGGCGUGACGAAGCAGCCUCAGCGACACCUGCUAGCGCGCCCCUCGAGCCAGAACGCGCACAGAGAGAGCACACGUUGAUGACGGCGGAACGAGAGAGGGCGCCACCAGCGCACCACUUCGUGCUGAACACAGAGCACCAGGAGCCGUCAGAUGUUUUACUUAAGGUAAUACCUAUACUUUUAUCGGGACCGACAGGCGAGAUCAAAUGCUACGCGCUUUGUGACGACGGCUCGACGAUUAGUCUGUGCGAGGAGUCGCUGGCCAACGCCGUGGGUGCCGUGGGUGACGAAGCGCCACUACACAUCAACGGGAUUGGUCCGAUGUCAACAAUAGAGCCUAGCCGACGCGUGACGGUGCAAAUACGCGGGCUGACCGGAGGACAUACGCAUCUCGUGAGACUUAGAACGGUAAAAGACUUAGGUAUAAACUCUCAACAAGUGCCAAGAACUUUGAUCGACCGAUACAAGCACCUGAGGGGCCUACAAGAGGCCACGUAUGACACCGCGACGCCUCGAGUGCUCAUCAGAUCGGACAACUGGCACAUGAUAAUUCCACUUGAAGCACGGACCGGAACGAAGGAUGAACCUGCUGCAGUUAAGAUAGAUCUUGGCUGGUUAAUAUAUGGACGCGCGCCGCAGACCCCGCGGCGAGCUGAACGAGUGUUACACCUCUCACAAGCGAGCGAACGAGACGGUGAGUUGAACAAACAAUUACAGCGAUAUUUUGAAAUCGACUCGCUGGGGAUAAAGCUGAUCGAUAAGGUGCGCCCGCAGGACGAACGAGCGCAAAGGUUGUUCAACGAGACUGUAAAGCAAGUGAGUACAUCAGAAGGCCCAAGAUACGAAGUAGGGCAACUAUGGCGUGAUGAUGACCCUAGACUACCGCCUAGCUACAACAUGGCCCUAACAAGACUACGCGGAAUAGAACGGAAGAUGAAUAGGGAUCCGAACUUCGCUGCGAAAUACACUGCGCAAGUAGAUAAUUUACUGAACAAGGGAUACGCUGAGAGAGUAAAUGAACCAGGUCUAGAUCCAAGAUCAUGUUAUCUCCCUCACUUUCCUGUCCACAAUCCGAACAAACCAAAGAAGAUCCGUCUUGUAUUUGAUGCCGCAGCAUUAAAUCAGGGACAAAGCCUGAACAACUUCAUUCUUGAAGGACCAGAUAUGUUACAAUCACUUUUGGGUAUAAUUUUACGCUUCAGGGAAGGCGCGUUUGCUGUGACUGCAGACGUAGAAGAAAUGUUCCUGAGAAUCCAGAUCCGUGAAGAGGACAGAAACUCACAGAUGUUCCUGUGGCGAGCGGCGCGCCGAAGCGGCGUCCCUGAUGUGUACCGAAUGAAGUCAAUGGUAUUUGGUAUCGCGAGCUCACCGUUCCUCGCACAUUCGGUAAGAAAUUAUAAUGCUUACGCUCACGAGAACCGCUACCCGAGGGCCCUAGAAGACAUAGUUAGAAACCACUACAUGGACGACUAUGUUUCAAGCUAUGAAAACGAAGCAGAUGCUAUCGCGUGCGCCGAAGAGGUAUCCGCUUGCCACCAGCAGGCUGGAUUUCAUCUCCGUGGGUGGUCUAGUAACUCGACACUUCUCAUAGAACGGAUCCCAGAGGAAUUACGAGCCGACACACCCGCGCCGAUUGGCGAUAAGGAGCAAAAGGUAUUGGGUUUAACCUGGGAUGCAAGAACAGACCAUCUAGGCUUCAACACUACCAUGAUCCGAGUCCCUAGCGAUGUUAAGGAACUUAAAAGGGCUCCGACGAAAAGAGAGGCUCUCAGCGCAGUUAUGAGUAUUUAUGAUCCGUUGGGAAUAAUCUCGUAUUUCUCAAUUACAGCAAAGAUCCAGCUACAGCGACUCUGGGGCCUAGGUUUGGAUUGGAACGCUCCGCUGCCACCAGACGAGUGCGAGGAGUUCCAGACAUGGCUACGAGCGCUGGAUCACGUCGGUGGACUGCGCAUCCCCCGCCACUACGGACCUAUGGAAAUGGUGAGACGAACCCUCCAUAUUUUUGUUGACGCAUCCUCACAAGCAUACGCAGCGGUCGCUUACUGGCGUAUCGAAAGACGAGGGGAGGUCUAUGUCAGCCUGAUCGCGGCAAAGGCUAAAGUGGGACCAACGCGCUCUAUUUCGAUACCACGAGCGGAGCUACAGUCGGCCUUGAUCGGAGCUCGACUGAAGAAGACUAUUAUAGAACAACACAGGUACGAGGUAGCGGAAGUCGUCAUGUGGUCUGACAGCCGAACGACACUCCACUGGGUAAGGGAAAACGCACGCCGCUACAGCGCCUAUGUCUCGCACCGCCUGGGCGAGAUAGCCGAACUCACGGAACCAGAACAGUGGCGAUGGGUGCCGACACGCCAGAACGUCGCAGAUGACGCCACUCGAGCGGACAGCACACGUGAGUUUGACAUAACACACAGAUGGUUCCAAGGACCCGCCUUUUUACGGCUACCAGCUACAGAAUGGCCACAAGAACCGUCGAACCAGCCAGAACCAGAGCUAGAAGUACUGGAAGUCAAACAGUGCUUAGCGAGUCGCGAGGUUGCCUCGCCACCGCUGCCCGAUGUGAGCCGAUUUUCAAGCUACGACCGGUUACUUGGAACAACUGCACGAAUGUUGCAAUUUAUUGACAUUUUAAAAUCUAAAACUAAGAUGAACUUACAAACCGAACAUAUUUUGGCCGCUGAACGUUUACUAUUGCAGAGAGCGCAGAAGGAGGACUUCGCCGACGAACUUCGGAGCCUCCACCGCGGCGAGCCUCUGACCAAAGGCAGCCCGCUCUUCGAACUGGACCCCGAGCUCGCACCUGACAACGUGCUCCGCAUGCGGGGGCGCAUCGACGCCGCGCCCGUGCCUAUCAACAAGAGGCCGGCCAUUCUACACGGACGUAACCGGUUGGCCAGACUUAUUAUAUUUAGAAUGCAUAGAAGAGCGGCACACGCUAACAAUGAACGAGUUGUAAACGAUGUUAGACAAGAAUAUUGGAUAUUGCGCCUAAGACCGACUGUGCGUGCUAUCGCAAGCGCUUGUCAACUCUGCCGAAUUAGAAGAGCGACUCCGCGCGCUCCGCCUAUGGGAGAUUUGCCGCUGUCGCGCAUAGAGCCAUUUUGUAGACCCUUUACAAACACUGGUGUAGAUCUAUUCGGUCAUAUUACAGUUACCAUCGGGAGGAGACACGAGAAGCGCUGGGUGGCGCUCUACACCUGCCUAACGACCCGGGCGGUGCACCUGGAGCUGGUGCAUUCCCUCAGCACUGACUCCGCCAUCAUGUCACUUCGCAUGGCCGCGCGGCGGGGCUGGCCCCGCACGAUGUGGAGCGACAACGGAACCAAUUUCCGUGGCGCUACAGCGGAGCUACGGGCUGCCUACGAAGAAUGGCUGCCCGCACUGCAGCAAUACGGCCUGCAGUAUCGCCUGGACUGGCGGUUCAUUCCCCCCGGUGCCCCGAACCAGGGCGGUGCCUGGGAGCGAAUGGUCCGCUCUGUGAAGACUGCUCUCAUGGCCACGCUACACUCGCGAGCGCCCAAGGAAGAGGUGCUUGCGACUCUACUGGCCGAGGCCGAGGCGUGCGUUAACGCUCGGCCUCUCACACAUGUCUCGGUCGAUCCACGCGAUCCCGAGACACUGACACCGAACCACUUCCUGCUCAAUGGCCCCACGGGGACCCCUCUCACUGGUCCCUGUGGCGAGGUCAACCGAAGAGCCUGGAAGGUCAGCCAGGCACUCGCCGACUCCUUCUGGCGUCGCUGGGUGCGCGAGAUCCUACCCACCCUCGCCCCGCGACGAUCCUCGGCGACGGGCGAGCGGCCACUAGCGGUCGGCGACCUAGUCAUCGUCGUCGACCCCUCACUACCACGCAACGUAUGGCCUCGCGGCAUAGUUGAGCGAAUCUACCCGGGCCCAGACGGCGGCGUUCGCAGCGCGGAGGUGCGGACCAAGGGCGGCGUCUUCAGAAGACCCACGACCAGGCUGGCUGUCUUGCCGGUCGAUCGAGAGUCGACGUAG